Molecule: messenger RNA, 1953 nt
Organism: Kockovaella imperatae
Lineage: Eukaryota; Fungi; Basidiomycota; Tremellomycetes; Tremellales; Cuniculitremaceae
Product: putative glutamate decarboxylase
Exons: 14
Coding region: 182-1840 (552 amino acids)
Biological process (GO): L-glutamate catabolic process
Cellular component (GO): cytosol
Molecular function (GO): glutamate decarboxylase activity; pyridoxal phosphate binding
Source: RefSeq, a predicted model, not a curated record
GGGACGGAACCGCGGAUUUGCAGUGACGUAACGAAGCACAGGCCAGGAGGGCCAGAAAGCAAACGUUGGCUCCUUAUGACUUUUGGUGAAUUGGUUGGCUAUAUAAAGAAUACACACAUCGGUCCUCUUCUCUUCUUCUCCACGCCCACGGCACAUAUCUCAUCUCAUCUCCACCCGCACCAUGGCAUUGGGUCGACACGUAGACGCUGACAAGCUCAUUGCAGCUUCAAGGGAUCACCCUGCGCACAAGCACACUUCCGCCAGACACGACCUCCACGACAACCCAUUCUUGUCGAGGUACGAUGUGGAGACCGAGUUGCCCAAAUACCGCCUGCCUGACAAGGGUGCGGAUGGAAAGGUCGUCUACCAGAUCCUCCAUGACGAGUUGAUGUUGGAUGGGAACCCCAGCAUGAAUCUUGCUUCAUUCGUCAACACGUGGGCACCUGAUGAGGCUAGAACACUCAUGAUGGAAAACCUCAACAAGAAUCUUGUCGACCAAGACGAGUACCCUGCUGCCCAAGAAAUCCACGAGAGAUGCGUUUCGAUGAUCUCUCACUUGUGGCACGCUCCACCCGAGAACAAGGCCAUGGGAACGGCCACCACUGGAUCUUCCGAAGCUAUCAUGCUUGGAGGAAUGGCUCUCAAGCGAAAAUGGCAAGAGAGAAUGAAGGCCAAGGGUAAAGACAUUCACAACCCUGGUCCCAACAUCGUCAUGGGUGCCGAAGCUCAAGUCGCUCUUGAAAAGUUCGCCAGGUACUUCGAAGUCGAAGCUAGACUCGUCCCCGUCACCAAGGAAAGCAACUAUGCCAUGUCUGCCAAGGACGCCAUGAAGUACGUGGAUGAGAAUACCAUCGGUAUCUUUGUUAUCAUGGGAUCCACCUACACUGGAACGUUUGAAUCUGUCCAGGAGAUGUCUGACGAGUUGGACAAGUACGAGGCCGAGACGGGCAACUAUGUGCCCAUCCAUGUCGAUGCUGCCUCCGGUGGAUUCGUGGCGCCAUUCGUUUACCCCCACUUGACUUGGGACUUUAAGCUCCCCAGGGUUCACAGUAUCAAUACCUCUGGACACAAGUACGGCAUGAGCACUGUCGGUGUCGGUUGGAUCAUCUGGCGUGGUGCCGACUACCUUCCCAAGGAGCUCAUCUUUGAGCUUCACUACCUCGGAGCGACCGACUACUCAUUCAACCUCAACUUCAGUCGACCUGCGCACCCUAUCCUCGCCCAAAUGUUCAACUUCUUGAACCUUGGUUUCGAUGGUUACCGCCGGAUCAUGGUCAACAACUUGUCCAAGGCUCGUCUCAUCUCUCGAGCUCUCGAAGGUACCGGCUGGUACACUUGCGUGUCCAACGUUCACAUCCCCAAGGCCGCCCCUAGCCAGAGCGUUGGAGAAAAGAUUUCUCAAGUCAUUGGUCACGUCGAAAAGAAGACCCCAGCUAUUGAUGGGCCUGAACACUACCUCGAGGGUCUGCCCGUCGUGUCGUUCCGAUUCAGCGACCAGUUCAAGGCUGAAAACCCUGGUAUCAAGCAAUCUUGGAUCCAGUUGCAACUUCGAGGUCUAGGCUGGAUUGUACCAAACUACCCUCUUCCGCCCUCGUGCGAUGACACGGAGAUUCUCCGAGUCGUUGUUCGAGAGUCCCUCUCGGGUGAUUUGGCCCGAAAGCUGAUCGAGGACAUUGUGCAAGUGACUGAGCAGCUCCUCUCGGACCAGGGUCCUUCUCUCUCCAUGUCUACUGCCAACAAGGUCAGGCGAAGCACUGGUCCUGGAUCAGAGGACAGGUCAGAUGGUAUCGACAAAGACCACGCAUCGCAAAACACCAAGACUUGGGCCAAGCCGUGUUAGAGAAGGACGAGGGAGUCAGCGUCUCUGGAUAUUUCAAUAUUGUUUCUAUACCGUUCAUGUCAAACCAGGUACAAAGUGGGAGCCACACAUGCAUGUCCCAAUAGCCUCGUGUG